AUGACAAGGUUAUAUUGUUUCUUUGCUUGGUUCAGUAGUUCGGCCCCAGGAUGGUACUGGAGGGACUAGCGGAGCCUGACCUGCCGCUGUUCUCCAUAGCGGACUAUGUGGUCUUCUCUCUCAUGAUCUGUGUCUCCGCCGGGAUAGGCAUCUACUAUGCCUUCUCAGGAGGUGGACAGAAAACAACUAAGGAGUUUCUCCUGGCGGACCGGCAGAUGCACGUAGUUCCCGUGGCCAUGUCGCUGAUGGCGUCCUUCAUGUCUGCCAUCACGGUACUGGGCACGCCUGCGGAGGUGUACACACACGGAACCAUGUUCUGGAUGUUCUGGAUCACGUAUAUCUUCAUGAUCGUGAUCUCAGCACACCUCUACAUGCCCGUCUUCUUCAACCUGGGCGUCACCAGUGCUUACGAGUAUCUUGAGAGAAGAUUCUCCGUGGUGGUCCGAAGACUCGGUUGUGCUACGUUCAUUCUGCAAAUGACAAUAUACAUGGGAAUCUGUCUGUACGCCCCUGCGCUUGCUCUGGAAGAAGUAACUGGAGUAAACCUAUGGGGAGCCGUCCUGACCCUUGGCGUGGUGUGCACCUUCUACACUACAAUAGGCGGUAUGAAGGCAGUGAUGUGGACAGACACGUUCCAGGUGUGUGUGAUGUGUAUGGGCUUCCUGGCCGUCAUCAUCCAGGGCAGCAUCAACGUGGGCGGCUUCGGGGAGGUCUGGAGCAGGAACCUGGAGGGAGACAGGCUGACUUUCUUCGUGUGGGACGUGGACCCGCGGAUCCGCCACAGCACGUGGAGUGUUCUGUUCGGCGGCGGGUUCAUGUGGAUCGCCGUGUUCGGAGUGAACCAGGCGCAGGUCCAGCGAUACCUCAGCUGUAAGAACCUCCGCAAGGCGCAGACAGCCCUGUACCUGAACGUUCCCGGGCUGUUUGUAAUCGUGACUCUGGCGUCUCUGUGCGGCCUGGUCAUGUACGCACUGAACCGGGAAUGUGACCCCGUCACUGCGGAGUACCUCAAAACGUCCGAUCAGCUGAUGCCCUACACGGUGAUGAUGCUGCUCAGCUGGCUGCCCGGUCUCCCCGGCGUGUUUGUGUCAGCUGUGUUUGCCGGGGCUCUCAGUACAAUGUCGUCCGGUUUGAACUCCCUGGCUGCCGUCACUUUAGAGGACUUCAUCAAGCCGUUUAAGAAGGAUCUGUCGGAGCGUCAGUACACCAACAUCUCUAAAGUACUGGUGGCGGUUUACGGAGCCCUGAUGAUUCUGCUGGCCUGGGCAUCAUCCUUCAUGGGCGCUGUGUUACAGGCCGCCCUAGGUAUGUUCGGUAUGGUUGGUGGACCUCUGCUGGGGGUCUUCUCACUAGGAAUCUUCUUCCCUUGUGCCAACACAGUGGGUGCCGUAGUUGGUAUCAUAUGCGGGUUCCUGAUGACCUUCUGGGUGGGGAUCGGUGCUCAGAUCUACAAGCCCAUCGUCCCGAGACCACCGGUCACGAUUGCGGGUUGCCCAUUGGCCAACCACACCGAUUCAAACUUCACGACCAGUACAGUCUCCAUGGUGACAGAUCUACUCGGAACAACGUCAGUCGAGGACCUUGUUGCCAGCACCGAAGAGAGACCUGCCAUUGCCGAGUUCUACAACAUCUCGUACCUGUGGUACGGAGUUCUAGCCGUCUUCGUGGUGGUGACAGUCGGGCUGAUCGUCAGCUUCAUCACAGGUCCCCAGAACCCUGCCGAGCUGGAUCCCCGGCUGAUCACCCCGCUGUUCGACACGGCGUGCUGCUGCUGCCCCGGCCGCUGUAGACACACCCUGUGGUGCGGGGUCCGCCAUGACGACAAGGAUGUUUGGAUUGAACACGAGAAAGAGGAAACUGAAAAGGAAAUGCAGAGGAGGGAGAGUCUAAGGAUUGCCCGGAAGGAAAGCUUAAAGGCACGGAAGGAGAGCUUAAAGAACAAACAAGAAGAUAACGACGUAGAACUCAAGGAGAAAGGAGCAAAGGUGGAGACCCCGAGCAUUGGCAACAAAGACUCUGCUGUUUAGUUGUACGCUUGGAGUAAAUGUGUUGUAGAAGAAUUACGAAAUGUCAGUAUUUCAUGAGUAGAACUACAUUCAUCAGCUAAAUUUACUUGGUUGCAUUUAGAAAUAUCAUAAUGAAUAUAUUAGUCUAACCAUUAGACGUGUAUUGUAUUUAUGAGGAAUCUUAUUGUAUUUAUCAAAUCAUAGACUUCAGUACAUAUUGGUCAUCAUUGGAGCGUCAAGAGUUUUUCUUCACUUGUUAGAAAUCGAGGGAUUUUAAAAGUCUAGAA
This is a messenger RNA of Branchiostoma belcheri (Belcher's lancelet), 2293 nucleotides long. RefSeq names its product sodium-coupled monocarboxylate transporter 1-like. Gene Ontology annotation, molecular function: symporter activity. Bases 51 to 2027 code for a protein of 658 amino acids. The transcript is spliced from 16 exons. The record is from RefSeq and is a predicted model, not a curated record. Gene Ontology annotation, cellular component: membrane. Gene Ontology annotation, biological process: transmembrane transport; sodium ion transport. NCBI's taxonomy places the organism in Eukaryota, Metazoa, Chordata, Leptocardii, Amphioxiformes, Branchiostomatidae.